GCCGGGAAUCGUGCUGGGCGCGAUGGAGAUGGGGCGGCGCGCGGGCCCUGAGGCGAGCUCCGCCAUGUUGCGCGCCUUCCUGAGGCGCGGACACCGCCUGCUCGACACCGCCCAUAUGUACGCGGGCGGGGAGUCCGAGCGCAUCCUUGGCACGCUGCUGGCCGGCGGGGAGCAGUCGGUGGAAGUGGCCACCAAGGCCAACCCCUGGGAAGGGAAGACUCUGAAGCCAGAGAGUGUGCGGUCACAGCUGAACACGUCCCUGGAGAGGCUGCAGAGGACGAGCGUUGAACUCUUCUAUCUCCAUGCCCCCGACCACGGGACCCCAGUGGAGGAGACGCUGCGUGCCUGCAAUGAGCUGCACAAGGAGGGAAAGUUUAAAGAACUCGGCCUGUCGAACUACGCAGCGUGGGAGGUGGCAGAAAUCUGCACCAUCUGCAAGUGCAACAACUGGCUGAUGCCAACUGUGUACCAGGGCAUGUACAACGCAACCACCCGCCAGGUAGAGCUGGAGCUGUUCCCUUGUCUGAGACACUACGGGCUGCGGUUCUACGCCUACAAUCCGCUGGCUGGAGGGCUGCUGACUGGAAAGUACAAGUAUGAGGACAAAGACACACGCCAGCCCACUGGAAGAUUUUUUGGGAAUGACUGGGCUCAAGCCUACAGGGACAGGUACUGGAAGAAGCACAACUUUGAAGGAAUUGAACUAGUAGAAAAAGCUCUGAAAGAUGCUUAUGGUUCCAAUGCACCAAGCCUGACCUCAGCCGCAUUGCGUUGGUUGUACCACCACUCCAAGCUACAGGGUUCUCUUGGAGACGCAGUGAUCAUUGGGAUGUCCAACAUGGAGCAGUUGGAGCAGAAUCUGAACUACAGCGAGGAGGGCCCACUGCUUCCACCUGUAGUGGAGGCGUUUGACAAAGCCUGGAAGCUGACUGCACACGACUGCCCCAACUACUUCCGCUAGAGACUGAGAGGGAAGUGCAGGCAGCUGAGCAGUACGGAGCAUAAAUGUGAGGUACUCACCCACACUGCCCUCUGGGUGGCAGGCUGUGAUUUGUCUCGUUAAUGAAGCUUUGUAGGAUCGGCCAUUCCUGUGCCUACACUACCCCUGUCAGCACUACAGGUGUGGGGCCAUGCCUUACACUUUCUCCCCUCGGGGACCCUUACCCAGUACAUGCUGUGAUUAAAAAUGCACUUAAUCAAGGGAAGUGGAGCACAUAACUGAGUGAAGGUUUUAGUUCUGCUUUCAGUUAAUAACGAAUCUUGAGUGCGGAUGAGAAUAAACCAUUUUUCUAAUGCA
Meleagris gallopavo (turkey) is the source of this 1297-nucleotide messenger RNA. RefSeq names its product aldo-keto reductase family 7 member A2 (gene AKR7A2). The record is from RefSeq and is a predicted model, not a curated record. Lineage: Eukaryota; Metazoa; Chordata; Aves; Galliformes; Phasianidae. Gene Ontology annotation, molecular function: oxidoreductase activity.